This is a messenger RNA of Daphnia carinata, 426 nucleotides long. RefSeq lists its product as uncharacterized. Bases 97 to 426 code for a protein of 109 amino acids. The transcript is spliced from 5 exons. Lineage: Eukaryota; Metazoa; Arthropoda; Branchiopoda; Diplostraca; Daphniidae. The record is from RefSeq and is a predicted model, not a curated record.
GAUCGCCGCUGGAGUAACAAGAUCGUCGCAAUGGAUAUUUAAGGUAUAUGUUUUACACGUUUAAGUGUCUAAACAUGUUUUUUAAAUGUAUUUAGGAUGGCCCACAUCAUCACCGAAGAGGGUAACUGGACAACGAAGUACGCCGUUGGAGCCACCAGGAUCGUCGCUCAAAAUUGUCACGAGGGCGCCAUCAUCGCCGAGGAGGACCAUUGGACAACGUGUUUCGCCGUCGGGUUCACCAGGAUAAUCGCCCAAAAUGGAGGGCCGCACCAUCAUAAGAGACGAUGCUGGACAUCGAGAUUCGACGCUGUAGCAACGACAUUGUCGGCAUGGGGCUUCACCACCACCAAAAAGGACGCUGGAGCAUCGAUAUCGUCGCCGUGGAUGUUUCAGGAGGGUUCCAUCAUCGCCGAAGAGGAUUACUAG